ACAAGGUAUAUUUUAUUUCAGCUAAAAUGUCUUCACGAAAAACUGCUGGACGUCGUGGAACCACCAAGAAGAGAGCGCAAAGAGCUACUAGCAAUGUCUUUGCUAUGUUUAACCAGGACCAGAUCCAGGAGUUCAAGGAGGCCUUCAACAUGAUCGACCACAACAGGGACGGGUUCAUCGACAAGGAGGAUCUUCACGACAUGCUCGCUUCUCUUGGCAAGGACCCUACUGAUGAGUACCUGGAGGACAUGAUGAACGAGGCUCCUGGACCAAUCAACUUCACCAUGUUCCUGACUAUGUUCGGAGAGAGAUUACAGGGGACCGACCCCGAGGAUGUGAUCAGAAACGCCUUCGGUUGCUUUGACGAGGAGAAUGUGGGUAUGCUCUCCGAGGAUAAAUUGAGGGAGCUCCUCACCACCAUCGGGGACAGGUUUACGGACGAGGAUGUCGAUGAUAUGUACCGUGAAGCUCCGAUCAAGAACGGGAUGUUUGAUUAUAUUGAGUUUACCAGAAUACUGAAACACGGAGCUCAGGAAAAUGAUGAAGCAUAAAAUCGGAGAAGCAUUGUUGACUAUAUAGACUCUUUAUGUACACUUUAAAGAGUUACUGCUGUACUGUACUGUACUGUACUGUACUGUACUGUACUGUACUGUACUGUACUGUACUGUACUGUACUGUACUGUACUGUACUGUGCUGUGCUGUACUCAUUCCAGAGCCAUCUAUGGAGUUCUCCACAAUUUUCUACUUUUUAUAAUGAUAAGUCUGUCAUUUAUAUAAUUUAUAUGAAACUAACCCUAGUAUUUAAUAUUUAUG
Messenger RNA from Eurytemora carolleeae, 814 nucleotides. Its product is annotated as myosin regulatory light chain sqh. Gene Ontology annotation, cellular component: myosin II complex; cytoplasm. The record is from RefSeq and is a predicted model, not a curated record. The transcript has 7 exons. Gene Ontology annotation, biological process: locomotion; post-embryonic development. Bases 27 to 551 code for a protein of 174 amino acids. Lineage: Eukaryota; Metazoa; Arthropoda; Copepoda; Calanoida; Temoridae. Gene Ontology annotation, molecular function: calcium ion binding; myosin heavy chain binding.